This is a messenger RNA of Myotis brandtii (Brandt's bat), 1333 nucleotides long. It is a transcript of the gene SMCO2, whose product is annotated as single-pass membrane protein with coiled-coil domains 2. The record is from RefSeq and is a predicted model, not a curated record. The coding region runs from base 106 to 1269 and encodes 387 amino acids. NCBI's taxonomy places the organism in Eukaryota, Metazoa, Chordata, Mammalia, Chiroptera, Vespertilionidae. The transcript is spliced from 9 exons.
UCCCUCUAACAGUAUUUAGGGCAAGCCUAAGCUGUAGACCGAAGGCAUAAUCACAGCAUCUGUGUUGAUUGCGUGCCUUGCAGUUUGCUAAGGAAAUUUACCGAAAUGGAUCACAUCUUGGACAGAUCAGAUGAUGAGGACAACAUUUUCUUUGAAAAUCCUCAAACUGACUCCCUUCAAGAGGCAGCUACUAAAAAACAGGAUAUGUUGGAGCUGGAGGCUGAGAGUGACCAGGACCUGCAGAGUAAACAGGAUGAGCAAGAAACACAUGAUGCUCAAUGUGAGGACCCUCAACUCUCCACAUCUUCGCAGUUUUCAGAGAACAUCCCUAAACUGAGUCAGGAGAACAUAUUUUUCCAGCUAAACCACUGGAAUACACAGAUGGGUCUACAAGUGAAAGAACUCGGAGAUGAUCACAUGGGCUGGAUGAAGAAAAUUAACAGUAUUAUACAAAAAGUAACCAUAUCAGAAAGCACAGUGAAGAGCUUGUUAAGUGAGGUGAUGUCUUUGGAGGGCCAAAUUGAAAAGCUGGAGUUACACCAGGGCCGUGACCCUGACAAGGGGGAAAACAUCAAGGAGAAGAUUGUGGAAAUUAAAAAGCAACUAGGAGAAAUGGAUAACAAAUUUGUUCAGGUUGAUGCUUGUAAUGAAGCUCAUGAAUUAAAGGAGAAACUCGUUGCAAAAAUAGAGCCUUCUGCUGUGGGCCAACAGAACAUCUCGCACCCCUGGGCUGCUUCCACAUCUCCUCCAUCUGGAUCUUACCCUCUAUGUAUAUAUAUUACCCAUUCUUCAAGGCUCAGAUCACAUAUCAUCUCUUUUAGACCUUCCUUAAUCUUCCUUACCCAGAAAAAUGACUCAAUAUUGAACUCCUCCCACAAGAUCUUAUACAGUGAGAACUUCUGCAAGGAUAUGACUGUGAUGAAUAAAAGACUUGGGAUGUACCCAAUGAGAGAAGAGCACACAGACUCUCGGAGUCCUGAAGACACGGGUAGGGAAGAAAUGGAGCGUCUGCUUCUUCAGGUUCCCCCGACCCCUCCAGAGCAGAACUUCCCUCCUCGCAGUACCUUGUGGAAACGUGCACUGAGGAUUUUCAUCACAUUUUAUGCCCUCACCUUCACUGUACUUUCAUGUUACAUAUUAUUUUUUGAUGCCACGUUUAUCUUUGAAAGCGUGCUCCCUACAAUGCUUGGGCGCCGCAGAACGUGGGAACUACGGGAGAUUAUUGUGCCUUUCUUAAAUUUGGAAGUGGAAGACUUGUUACCCUCCUAAAGAUACAGAAGUUGCUGUUACACUACUGACUUUCUCCCCAAUAAAAUUCUGGCUGUUCUUGUGU